CUCCUGCGUGGGUUCUGCAUUUCUUCUAUUCCCAACGAGUCUCUUCUAAUGGGGUCUGUUGUUGCUUGAGGGCCCUUGUGUUUUUGCGCGUUAACCUUACAAUUGCGUCCAAAGGAGCAGGGGGGCGCCCUUGAAGGGCUCGCAGCUGACUGAGUACAAGCCCCCACCCCCGCUGUCACCAUGCCUGCGGCGGCUCCGAUCAUCAGCUCUGUGCAGAAGCUGGUACUAUACGAGACCAGAGCUCGGUAUUUUCUAGUUGGAAGCAAUCAUGCAGAAACCAAAUAUCGUGUUUUGAAAAUUGAUCGCACAGAGCCGAAGGAUUUAGUUGUUAUUGAUGACAGGCAUGUAUACACCCAGCAAGAAGUGAGAGAACUGCUUGGCCGCUUAGAUCUUGGGAACCGGACAAAAAUUGGACAGAAGGGCUCCUCUGGAUUAUCACGUGCCGUCUCUGCUUUUGGUAUAGUAGGUUUUGUCAGAUUUUUAGAAGGUUACUACAUUGUGUUAAUUACAAAGAGGAGAAAGAUGGCAGACAUUGGAGGACAUGCAAUAUAUAAAAUAGAAGAUACAAGUAUGAUCUACAUUCCAAAUGACUCUGUACGAGUGACUCAUCCUGAUGAAGCAAGGUAUCUUCGAAUUUUUCAGAAUGUGGACUUGUCUAGUAACUUUUAUUUCAGCUACAGCUAUGAUCUAUCCCAUUCUCUUCAGUAUAAUCUUACUGUUCUAAGAAUGCCUCUUGACAUACUUAAGACAGAAACAACUCGAACACGACAGGAGAGUUUCGAUAUUUUUGAAGAUGAGGGACUUGCAACUCAGGGUGGAAGUGGUGUAUUUGGAAUUUGCAGUGAACCUUAUCGAAAAUACGUUUGGAAUGGCAAACUGCUGGACAUCGUCAAAACUGCAGUUCAUCGAGACUGGCUCCUGUAUAUUAUUCAUGGAUUUUGUGGGCAAUCGAAACUGCUCAUCUAUGGUCGUCCUGUGUAUGUCACCUUAAUUGCUAGAAGAUCAAGUAAUUUUGCUGGAACGCGGUUUCUAAAGAGAGGAGCAAACUGUGAGGGAGAUGUAGCUAACGAAGUGGAAACAGAGCAAAUACUCAAUGAUGCUUCAGUAAUGUCAUUUUCUGCUGGGAGCUAUUCGUCUUACGUCCAAGUGCGGGGUUCUGUCCCUCUGUAUUGGUCUCAGGAUAUUUCAACUAUGAUGCCAAAGCCACCAAUUACGUUGGAUCAGGCGGACCCAUUUGCACAUGUAGCUGCUCUUCACUUUGAUCAGAUGCUCCAGAGGUUUGGCUCCCCAAUAAUCAUUUUAAAUCUUGUGAAGGAGCGUGAAAAAAGAAAACAUGAAAGGAUAUUGAGUGAAGAGCUUGUUGCUGCUGUGACCUACCUCAAUCAAUUUUUACCUCCUGAACAUGCUAUUGUCUAUAUUCCUUGGGACAUGGCCAAAUACACAAAGAGCAAACUGUGCAACGUGCUUGACAGACUGAACGUGAUCGCAGAGAAUGUGGUAAAGAAAACUGGCUUCUUCGUGAAUCGGCCAGAUUCCUACUGCAAUGUCUUGCGCCCAGAUGAAAAGUGGAAUGAGCUAGGAGGAUUUGUGGUUCCCACUGGCCGUUUACAGACAGGAGUUCUUCGAACCAAUUGUGUUGACUGCUUGGAUCGCACUAACACAGCCCAGUUUAUGGUUGGGAAAUGUGCUUUGGCAUAUCAACUUUAUUCCUUAGGGCUGAUUGACAAACCCAAUCUCCUGUUUGACACAGAUGCUGUUAGAUUAUUUGAAGAAUUGUAUGAAGAUCAUGGGGAUACACUGUCCCUCCAAUAUGGUGGUUCUCAACUUGUUCAUCGAGUAAAAACUUACAGAAAGAUAGCACCCUGGACCCAGCAUUCUAAAGAUAUUAUGCAAACCCUUUCAAGAUACUACAGUAAUGCCUUUUCAGAUGCUGACAGGCAAGAUUCAAUUAAUCUGUUUCUGGGAGUAUUUCAGCCUGAAGAAGGGAAGUCUCAUCUUUGGGAACUCCCUACGGAUUUUUACUUGCAUCAGAAGGACACGAUGAAUCUCCUUCAGCCUAGGCGAAGCUACACUUUCUGGUGGACUCCAGGUAUACUAAAUUACUUGCCACUGCCUUUUGAUGAGGUGACAUGUCCUGAAAACAGAAGAAAACUAAUGGUGAAGAAAUUUCAUAAGUUUGAUGAAGAGAUCGACAUCCAUAAUGAAUUUUUUCGACCGUAUGAGCUCAGCAGUUUUGAUGACACCUUUUGUUUGGCAAUGACAAAUUCAAUACGAGAUUUUAUGCCCAAGAAUGUUGGCAUUGAUCCUAGCCCAUUUACUGUACGUAAACCGGAUGAAACUGGAAAAUCUGUUUUGGGGAACAAAAGCAAUAGAGAAGAAACAGUGCUGCAGCGUAAAACGGCUGCUAGCGCUCCACCACCACCCAGUGAGGAGGCUGUGUCCAGCAGCUCUGAGGAUGAUUCUGGGACUGAUAAAGAAGACGAGGGGGCUGUGUCUCAGCGUUCAACACCCGUGAAGAUGACAGACACAGGAGAUAAUACCAAAAUAACAGAAAAUGUAGUGCAACCUGUAAAAGAUGUAUAUGGGAUUAAUCUCUCGGAAUCUCCUUCAGAAGAUGAUCUCAGCAUAUACACAAGGUUUGUUCAGUUGGGCCAGAGUCAACACAAGCCGGACAAGAGUCACCAACUUCUUUGUUCUAAACACUUCGAUGGGGUCAUAAAUUUAACUCACAUCUCUGCUUUCUCUCAAGACAAUAUUUAUGAAGUUCAGCCUCCUAAAGUAGACAGGAAAUCUAUUGAGAUCUUUCAUGCUCACAUCCAGGCUGGCAAAGGAAUCAUGCAGCCAUUGGGAAAAGAUGACAUUCUCCUGUACCGGGAAUACAUUAGAAACAGAUACAUGUAAAAAAAUAUAUGCUUGUGUUCAACUCCUCUGAGCACCACAUCAUGGAGUCCCCAAAAAUGUAUUGAAGGAGAAGUCAGUGGAAAAGCACCACGGAUGUUCUUACAUGUACUUUCCCACCCCCUCACUAUAAUGGAUGGCAUAUGCCAGCUUUUCCCUACCUGGCACUGUCCAGAUGUGUUGGGCUAAAACACAUAAUUCCCAGCUGUUGGCCAUGCUGCCUGGGAAUGAUGGGAGUUGCAGUUCAGCACAUCUGGGGGUGCCAUCUUGGGGGAGGCUGGCAUAAUCUAGCAUGGUUUUGCAGUGCAGGAUAGGAAUUAUUUUUCCUUUUUUUGAGAGUUAAAUGUGAAAAUAAAUACACAAAAAACAAAAGCACCUUCCACCCUUUCAGAAGCAAGAGAGAGAGUACAUAUUGAUAACAUUUGUAAAUUGUUGACAUUAGUUGUGUCCUCUUCAAUUAUGUAUGUUGUCUGGCUCAAGUUAUGUGGACAUCAAAGCAAAUGGAAAUGCAUCCAAUACACACUGCCAGUGGAGUGGUUGCAAACUGCUGUUCUACGCAACUGAAAUUUUUGGCCGUUGUUGAGUUUGUCUAAGUGGUGUUUGUUAUGUGACCACAAAUAAUGUAUCUUUCGGUCAGCGUGCUUUUGAAGAAGAUAUGAGUUAUAAGACGAUUUCAUCCAAGAUGCUCGUUGGGACCAUUUUUUAGAAAUCUAUCUAGUGAAUGUUUCUCAAUAGCAAGAAGUGAAGAAAAGGUUAAAUACUUAUGCUGAGAACUGAAUCUGCACUUGUCUCUUGCUCCAUACCUCCCUCUCUCUCUCUCUCUCUCUCUCUCUCUCUCUCUCUCUCUCUCUCUCUCUCUCUCUCGUUGCUGUGGGCAGAGUCCCAGCGGCACCUCUAGAAACUUUAUUGUGUGCUGCAAAGUAAUUUCUAAAACUUCCCUGUUGGAGCAGAGUGUCAUUAAAAAUGUAUUUGAUAAA
This is a messenger RNA of Elgaria multicarinata webbii, 3875 nucleotides long. It is a transcript of the gene FIG4, whose product is annotated as FIG4 phosphoinositide 5-phosphatase. Gene Ontology annotation, biological process: phosphatidylinositol dephosphorylation. Bases 181 to 2901 code for a protein of 906 amino acids. Lineage: Eukaryota; Metazoa; Chordata; Lepidosauria; Squamata; Anguidae. Gene Ontology annotation, molecular function: phosphatidylinositol-3,5-bisphosphate 5-phosphatase activity. The record is from RefSeq and is a predicted model, not a curated record. The transcript has 23 exons. Gene Ontology annotation, cellular component: intracellular membrane-bounded organelle.